Hyla sarda is the source of this 2157-nucleotide messenger RNA. It is a transcript of the gene IK, whose product is annotated as IK cytokine. The transcript is spliced from 20 exons. Gene Ontology annotation, cellular component: nucleus. Gene Ontology annotation, biological process: mRNA splicing, via spliceosome. The coding region runs from base 75 to 1772 and encodes 565 amino acids. The record is from RefSeq and is a predicted model, not a curated record. Lineage: Eukaryota; Metazoa; Chordata; Amphibia; Anura; Hylidae.
GUUAGUGUACAGGGGCCCUGUGGGUAAAUCUAAAGUACUUCCGGUUUCCGGUUGGUGUAUAUGUGGCCGUGAAGAUGCCUGAGAGGGAAAGUGAGUUGUUUUCCAAUCCUCUGGCCCCAGAUGGCCAUGAGGUGGAAGAUCUGCAUUCACUCCAGUCAAAGCUAACAAAUGAAGACUUCCGUAAACUUCUUAUGACCCCGCGUGCAACGCCUUCUUCUGCACCGCCUACAAAAUCCCGCCAUCAUGAGAUGCCACGUGAAUAUAAUGAGGAUGAAGAUCCAGCAGCCAGAAGACGGAAGAAAAAGAGCUACUAUGCAAAAUUACGACAGCAAGAAAUUGAACGUGAGAGAGAACUUGCUGAGAAAUAUAGAGACCGAGCAAAAGAGAGAAGAGAUGGAGUCAACAAGGACUAUGAAGAAACUGAACUCAUCAGCACAACAGCAAAUUACCGAGCAGUGGGACCUACAGCUGAAGCUGACAAAUCGGCAGCAGAGAAAAGGCGUCAGUUGAUCCAGGAGUCCAAGUUCUUGGGUGGUGACAUGGAGCACACUCACUUGGUGAAAGGUCUUGAUUUUGCCCUGUUGCAAAAGGUCCGUGCUGAAAUUGCCAGCAAAGAAAAGGAAGAAGAGGAUAUCAUCGAAAAGCCCCAGAAAGAAACCAAAAAAGAUGAAGAUCCAGAAAAUAAGAUUGAAUUUAAGACUCGCCUUGGUCGCAAUGUGUACCGUAUGCUAUUUAAGGGCAAAGCUUAUGAGCGCAAUGAGCUUUUCCUGCCUGGACGGAUGGCCUAUGUGGUAGAUUUAGAUGAUGAAUAUGCGGACACUGACAUUCCAACCACACUUAUACGGAGUAAAGCCGACUGUCCAACCAUGGAGGCUCAAACAACACUCACAACGAAUGACAUAGUCAUCAGCAAGCUGACUCAAAUCUUAUCCUACCUGAGACAAGGAACUCGCAAUAAGAAGCUGAAGAAAAAAGACAAAGGAAAGUUGGAUGAAAAGAAACCUCCAGAGGCUGAUUUGAACAUCUUUGAUGAUAUUGGAGACUACAUUCCUACUACAACCAAACCUCCCCGUGAGAAAGAGAGAGAAAAGCACAGAGAUAAGGAACGCGAUAGGGAUAGAGACCGUCCAAGGGAGAGGGACCGAGACCGGGAUCAUGAGCGUGAAAGAGAGAGAGACAGGGAAAGAGUACGGGAACGGGAGCGAGAGAGAGAGCGAGAACGAGAAGAAGAAAAGAGGAAGCACAGCUACUUUGAGAAGCCAAAGGCUGAUGAUGAGCCAAUUGAUAUUGACAUAGGGCCUGGAUCAACUAAGGAUCUUCUGAAGUCUAUCAAUGAUAACUUUGCUGGAGCUCCUGGUUGGGAGGGAAUAGAAAUGAAGAAACAUGAAGACAAGAAGCAGUUGGGAGAUUUCUUUGGCAUGUGGAACAGUUAUGCUGAAUGUUAUCCUGCAACUAUGGAUGAUAUGGCGGUAGACAGCGAUGAAGAAGUGGACUACAGUAAAAUGGACCAGGGCAACAAGAAGGGACCUCUGGGUCGAUGGGACUUUGAUACACAAGAGGAAUACAGUGAAUAUAUGAACAAUAAAGAGGCUCUGCCCAAAGCUGCAUUUCAAUAUGGUAUUAAAAUGUCAGAGGGACGUAAAACAAGACGCUUUAAGGAGACAAAUGAAAAAGCAGAACUGGACAGACAGUGGAAAAAGAUCAGUGCGAUCAUUGAGAAACGGAAGAAGCUGGAGGCUGAUGGGGUUGAAGUGAAAAGACCUAAAUACUGAAUACGUGGCCAAUAUUUGUUUUAGAAUUGUCAUUUUUUUAGUUCAGAUUUGCAUAAUGUUUAUAUCUUACAAUGGAAGCCGUUUUGUUGAAGGGAGCAGAUCAUUGCGUCAUCUCUUCAUUCUCACAAACGUUGGAGAAAGGCAUUUUGUGGGACAAACCAAUGUCAAAGGGUUUUGUGUAAAAUUUGCAUGCUAGGUAAUAAAUAUGUAACAUUUAAUGAUGCUGUAAAUCUUACUAUAAAUGACCUAACAAUUGUGGAUUACAGAGCAUCAGACCCUCAAUUCUCAUCAAGUUAUUCCAAGUAAAGUUGUAUUUUGUUCAUUGUCGCUGGAAUUAACCUCCAGUAUUGUGUUACAGAGUCUAUUAAAUAUUAUUACACCCUUA